CACAUUUGAUCUAACUAUGACAAGCCAUUCAUGUCCAUAGCAGUGAUUAUAUCUAAAUGUAGAGCACAUGAAUGUAGCAAAAACGUUGUCAGUUCGGCUUGAGUUCAGUCAAUCAGCUGUUCCAGCCAAAUAUUGCUCUCCUGAAAGCGCCCCCAGCGGCAGCGUCAUUCUCUUGCAUGUUCGGGGAGAAAUGGCUGCACAAGAGCCAUCACCACCAUCUUCACUGGAAGGCAACAAACCAGGAUUCCCUAAGAAAAUUUUGGCGAACAACCUCGAAGAAAAACACAUGUGCAAUUCUUGUUUGAAAAUAUUGAGAAGGCCUCUACAAGCCCAAUGUGGCCAUCGUUUUUGUUCAUUCUGUUUCAACAAAAUUGUUAGUUCUGGACCACAUAAAUGCAGUGCUUGCAUCAAAGAGGACUUGUUUGAGGACCCCACAUCUAUUCUUAAAGAAGGCGGUGCUUUUCCUGACAAUGCAGCGCGGAGAGAAGUGGAAGCAUUGGCAGCUGUUUGUCCAAAUGAAGGAUGCACUUGGACGGGCAAUAUCAAAGAAUAUGAGGUGAACCAUGAGGGAAAGUGUGACUUCAUGAUUAUUCUCUGUCCCUCCUGUAAAGAACUCAUGAGAACCAAUGAGCUGGAGCGCCACAACGAACGAGAAUGUCCUGAGAGGACUUUAAACUGCAAAUACUGCAAAGAACCUUUCCAUUUCAAGAACAUCAAGGCUCAUGAUGAGAUCUGUCCAAAGUACCCUAUGAUUUGUGAAGGCUGCGCAAAGAAAAAGAUUCCCAGAGAAAAGUAUGUGGACCACAUCAAGUUCUGCAGUAAAUUCAGAGCACCUUGCAGAUUUCACGUCGUUGGGUGUGAUAUGUCUGUGGAGAAGGAGAAGACCCAUGACCAUGAGCGUGCAUGUUCCUACGAACACUUAAAUCUACUCUUGCAUUUCAUCAUGGGCAUCAAGGUGAGCCUGGAGAGCUUGCAGCCCCAGAGCCUGGAGCUCGCAGGUCACAAGAUCCACGAGCUGCACCAGGCCUUGAGAGAGCUGGAGCUGAAGCUGGGACAGCUGACUCUGGGUGGGGGAGCCCCCGUGCAGGGAGCCUGUGCCCCUACCCUCCCUACCCUGGCCCUCCCUGCCCUGGCCACCUCCUUUACCCCCCUGCCCAGUGCGGUGGGCGCCGCCCUGGAGCUGCAGCUCCACAGUGAGAAGACCAAGGUGGCAGAGCUGAGCCGGCGGUGCCAGGAACUGGAGCUGAAAGUGGGCACCUUCGAGAACAUUGUUUGUGUCCUCAACCGAGAGAUGGAGCGCUCCUCCACCACCAUUGAGGCCUACAACCGCCAGCAUCGCCUGGACCAGGACAAGGUUGAGAUCCUCAAUAACAAGGUGCGUCAGCUGGAGAGAACUGUGGGCCUGAGAGACCUGUCCAUUGUGGAGAUGGAGGGGAAUAUUCGGGAAAUGUCUGCAGCUACGUUUGAUGGUAUCUUUGUCUGGAAAAUCUCCGAUUUCACAAAGAAAAGACAGGAUGCUGUUGCUGGCAGAGCCCCAGCUAUGUUCUCCCCAGCAUUUUUCACCAGCAAAUAUGGCUACAAGAUGUGCCUACGGAUUUAUCUGAAUGGGGACGGGACGGGACGGGCCAGUCACUUGUCUCUGUUCUUCGUGGUGAUGAGGGGACACAGUGACGCCCUCCUCAAGUGGCCCUUCAACCAGAAGGUGACCCUGAUGCUGCUGGAUCAGAAUAACCGAGAGCACAUCAUCGAUGCCUUCCGUCCCGACAUCUCCUCCUCCUCCUUCCAGAGGCCCGUCAGUGACAUGAACAUCGCCAGCGGCUGCCCACUCUUCUGCCCUCUUCCCAAACUGGACACCAAAAACUCGUACAUACGAGAUGAUACUAUAUUCAUCAAGGCUAUUGUUGACCUCACUGGCCUCUAGGUAAAAAGUGUGCCCACUACCCAGGCUCUCUCCCUUGGUUACUUAUGUAAUCCACUUGUAGGGGUUUGCCAUGCCAUCCAGGGACCUUGCUGUGCUGUUUUAUGUCUCAAAUGGCACCCUAUUCCCUAUGUCGUGCACUACUUUUGACCAGAGCAUUAUGGGCCCUUGUCCAACGUAGUACACUACAUGGGGAAUCGGGUGCCAUUUGGAACACGUCCGAGAUCUUCGGUUAGUAUGUGGUUUCUUGGCUGGUUGAAGAGUACACCAUUCACAGCACAGUGUUGUGCUAGCCAUCAUUUAGCUUGACGCCAUUGUUACCAAGCAACCAAUAUCACAAUCACAUUUGGCAAUGUAGUUCUUGUUAAAUUGAAAAUAGAAAGUGUUGUUCGAGAUUUCCCUUCAGUUAGUGGGAUAGCCGUUUGCUGUUAUUGUAUUGAUACUACUAUGCUACUGCUAACGCUUGUACCAUGGACCUCUGGCACUUUAGCUUUGUAGGAUGAAAACAGAAACAGAGCAAUGGUCGUGUCAUUCUGCUAGCGCUAGGCGCUUGUGUAACUGCAUUUGAUGCUAGAUAUUUGGUAACCCACUCAUUUCGAGCAACUUUUGCAUAGACAGACGUGGAGUUCCAACAACUACAAUUGAUGCCCAUUAUCUUACCUUUUUAAAUGGUCAGCUUGGCACAUACUUUGCAGUGCAUUUAAGAGUAGGAAUUUGAAGUCAUCUGACAUUUGUGUCAAGCGUCGUGUGCCUCUAAUCUCAAGUCCUGUGUUUGUAGUGGUGGCAAUUUCUUGAAUUCCAUGAAUUCCAGGUGCAGUAUUUGGAUUUUGAAUCAAUGUUGUCUGCGCACAUUUUCUUUUCUCUUUUUGAGCUGAGUUGCUAUAUUAGUUUGCAUGUUGGAUCUGUGGAAGAUACACUGUAGUUUGCAACAGGGUAGUUCACUAAACCUGAAUCGCAGCGACCGAGAAGUUGUCAACAGCCUGGUGUUAUAGCUUGACGUGGGAAGGACUUUUAUUGUGAAGAGAUCAAGGAUUGUUUACAAAUCACUAAACAGGGUCUUACAAAUCUAAUGAUAUUCAAGGGUAAAUGUUUAUUUGUAUUAGUGUUUUCUUCACAGCUUUGAGCUGUUCAUUGAUUCCAGAUCAAAUCUGUGACCUAGCUUUUACUAUAAGAAGUGCCUGCAUCCGUCAUAAGUUCAUUCUGAUCAAUGAGCCAUUGAACUGUUGAUGUGCUCUCCUGUGAAAUUGAUGGAUCCAAAAACGUUUCAUUUGUGUGAAAAAGAGCACUUCUCUAUCCUUAUAAAAACCCUUUUACUGUGGUGUAUUUUGGUAUGUUCAUAUGUCCGGUGAAAUAAUUGUUUGAUUUUACUACACCACACAGGCCUAAAUAUUGCACACUGAUGAAUUAAUGUCAUUAUACCUGGGAGAUGGUCUAUUUGGGAUCCUUCAGUUGAAUAGGGGAGUCUUAGAUAACUAACAAUUGGCUUUACAUCUAAACGCAAAUGAACCCAGGAUGUUUUCAAGCCAGUCUCGACACAUUGAAACCUCUCUGUGCAUGAGGUGUUUCAAUAAAGAUACACAUAAUAUUAAGUAUUGGUUUACUUUAAAGACCAACAUUUUAUUUGUAAUUGUUCUUAAUAUAUGAUGAGUGUUCUAUUGCUAAUUUACAUCACAUACGCAAAUCGGCAAAUGCUGUUAUAUCACAGGUUUUGCUAUUGAUGUAUGCAGAGAGUGAAAUAUAGUUACAUAUACUCUCCUCCGUAUUUUUCUGCACAUUGAAGAAAAAAAUGGUAAAUGUCACCCUAUACGCCAGCAUUUUGGAUUUGAGAUCAAAUGUUUCCUAUGAGACGACAGUACAGAAUGUCACCUUUUUAUUUGAGGGUAUAUUCAUCCCUAUCUGUUUUACCAUUUAGAAAUGAAAGAACUUGAUGUAUCUAGUCUCCAUUCAGUUCCUAUUUUUAUUUUACCUUUGUUUUACUAGGCAAGUCAGUUAAGAACAAAUUCUUAUUUUCAAUGACGGCAUAGGAACAGUGGGUUAACUGCCUGUUCAGGGGCAGAACGACAGAUUUGUACCUUGUCAGCUCGGGGAUUUGCAACCUUUCGGUUACUAGUCCAACGCUCUAACCACUAGGCUACCCUGCCGCCCCCUAUUGGGCAAAACAUCAUUUGAAACACAACAAAAAACUAACUGUAAAUGCAUCCAACAAGAUUGUAGAGUCACAAGCUUGAUGUCGUCAUUUCGUGCUAGGAAUAUGGGACCAAAUGUAAAACUUUUGACUACUUUAAUACACUAUAUGUGGAUUUGUCCAAAUACUUAGGAAUGAAUAGGGGGACUAAAUACAUAAAGUGCUUUCAUUUCUAAACAGUAAAACAGAUAUGUAUAAAUAAUACCCCCCCCAAAAAGUGACAUUCUAUGGUGUCCCCUCGUGAAAAAUUUGAUCUCAAAUCUAAAAUGAUGGGGUAUAGGGCAACAUUUGCACAUUUUUGCUUCACUGUCCAAAUAAAUACAGAGGGGAGUUUAUCUAUAGAAUAUAUAUAUAUAUAUAUAUGAGAGAUUUUAUUUAUUGAUAACAUAUUAUACUGUAUGUUGAGAUGGUUUAAAAGCAUGUCUGGGCUCAUUUGAAUUGAUGUAGGCAAAUCAGGAAUAUAAAUAUCAUUUGGAACCUUUCUUGAUUUCCUCAACAUUAUGAGGGUGAAGACAUGUUCAAUUGCAGUUUACACGCCUUAAGUAAUCAGUCUGAGAAAUUGUCUGUGGUAUUGUUUGUACAUGCAUAAAUAAUAUACUAUUUAUUUUAUCUAGCCAGUAGACAUGGUUGUCAUCUCCCAUUAUUCAGACUGCAUUUAGCAUGUACAGUUGUGUUAAUUAUAACAUAUACAUGCUGCUAGAAUAUAUACAAUUAUACUCAUACUAGUCUACGCUGAAGCAUAUUACAUCCAUAUCUUUGCAUUUAUGUGCCAACUAUUGCUAAUUGAUAUGGUACCUAUUUUUGUAUGUCUUGCAAAAGUAACUUUGUGUUGUAACAUUAAUUUGAUCGUCUUAAGGCUGUGGUUAAUAACGUUUUCAGUUCUCUCCCCCUCCAUAGACUUUCAGCAGUGCCAUCUGAUGAUCAUACUUGAUCUGCACAUGAUCUGAGGUAAUUACCUUAGAAAUAGAAUCACUAGAACAGGCCUGCAGGAACCUCAGACCAUGGCAUGUUCGCUGGUAAAUUCAUGGGUACACUCCAAUUGGCAAACCUUGUAUUCUAUUUCUACGGGGACAAUACUCACCACUCCUUUUUUUCUGUCCAUCCAAAUGUGUUGAAUGCUCUGUUGCUCCUUUCAUCUUGAUCAAUUUGUUGCUUUAGCAAGGUUUUGCAUGAGUCCUUGCCUGUUAAGGGAAAACAUCAAACGUACUGUAUCGUCAUAGGAAAUACCCUCUAUGGUUACAUUGCAAAACGUUGUUCGUUAGAUGCUGUUAUUCUUUAGUCAAAUAUAAAAACGUGUUUCUCUACCUGGA
Oncorhynchus kisutch (coho salmon) is the source of this 5413-nucleotide messenger RNA. RefSeq names its product Tnf receptor-associated factor 2a (gene traf2a). NCBI's taxonomy places the organism in Eukaryota, Metazoa, Chordata, Actinopteri, Salmoniformes, Salmonidae. Gene Ontology annotation, molecular function: tumor necrosis factor receptor binding; ubiquitin-protein transferase activity; zinc ion binding. Gene Ontology annotation, cellular component: cytosol; plasma membrane signaling receptor complex; cytoplasmic side of plasma membrane. The transcript is spliced from 10 exons. Bases 68 to 1921 code for a protein of 617 amino acids. Gene Ontology annotation, biological process: regulation of apoptotic process; tumor necrosis factor-mediated signaling pathway; positive regulation of canonical NF-kappaB signal transduction. The record is from RefSeq and is a predicted model, not a curated record.